CCUCAACCCCUCUCUCAUCAUGCCAAUACGACGACUGAUCUCCCGGAACCGUACAUGGUAAACACUCUCUCGAGGGAUCCUUUUUGCAACAUGCAAAGCGUUGACGUCCCCCUCGCAACCUCCCCUGGCUGGAUCCGAGCUCCCUUCGAGCGCAAACAAAAACCCCCACCGGAACCGAUCAAGAUUCAAGAACACACAACACAAAUCGCUCUCCAUCCUCCUCGACGACCCGUCACCUCACUUCUUUCAUUCGCUUCACCUCGCGCGUUUGCGUGUUCUUGGGCCGGCCAGGAGCAAGUUAACUAAGAUGAGCUCCUCCGGUGGGCCGCCGCCGCCGCCGGGGCCCGGGCGGCAGCUGAACCCGCCGGACGGGAACUCCGUGGGCAUGUUCAGCUCGGACCGCAUCGGCGGCUUCGGCUACGGCGUCGGCGUCUCCGUAGGCAUCCUCCUCCUCAUCACCACCAUCACCCUCGCCUCCUACUUCUGCACCCGCGCCCCGCCCGCCAUCGCCGACACGGACGCCGCCGCAUCCACCCGCCGCCCGCGCCGGCGCCGUCCGGAAGACGAAGACGCCAACGCCAACAACAGCAAUGGCGCCGAGGCCGACUUGGAGCUGGGCAUCGACGAGGCGACGCUGAAGGGGUACCCGGAGGUGGUGUACGGCGAGGCGAAGGGGAAGAAGAAGAAGAAGCCGGGCGCGUCCACGACGUGCACGUGCUGCUCGGUGUGCCUGGACAACUACGGCGACGGCGACGUGCUCCGGAUGCUGCCCGACUGCGGCCACCUGUUCCACCGGGAGUGCGUCGACCCCUGGCUCCGGCAGCACCCCACGUGCCCCGUCUGCAGGACCUCGCCGCUGCCCAGCCCCAUGCCCACGCCGCUCGCCGAGGUCACGCCCUUGGCCAUGGCCAGGCCGUCCUGACAUGACUUGACACACGGAGGUUCUGUCUCCCUCGCUUUGGUUUUCCUUUCUUACUGUUCAGUAUGAAAUGGAACAGGUGGGGGAAUUGUUUCGAUCGGGAUAGGAAUUAGAAGAAACUUCUUUUGUUGGUCUUGGGGUGUAAUUAAAUUCGGUUUCAGCUUAAUUAGCUCUCUUUCUGAUGAAAAUGCAAGCCUGGUUAGCUUUCUGAACCUCUGAGGUUGAGCUCAAAGAUUGUUUUUCAGAUUAGCAAGUUAAAUGUAGAUCAAUUUAGUUCGCGCAGAUGCCCAACAUGGCCAAUUUCUGUUCUGAGUUUCAAUUUAGUGAGCAAUACUCUUACUCUGAAGAUACUGUGAAUGGUGGAUUCAAAGCUCGAAAUGCAAAUGCAUGAUCUA
This is a messenger RNA of Brachypodium distachyon (stiff brome), 1314 nucleotides long. RefSeq names its product putative RING-H2 finger protein ATL71. Lineage: Eukaryota; Viridiplantae; Streptophyta; Magnoliopsida; Poales; Poaceae. The record is from RefSeq and is a predicted model, not a curated record. Bases 308 to 922 code for a protein of 204 amino acids. The transcript has a single exon.